GGUACUUACCAUUUAAAGUUUAAAGUUUUAAACCCCUUAAUUAGAGCCCCAAAUCUCUAUUCCCAAGCCCGUCUUUUAAGUUAUCUAGUUCACUCCCCUAAGGCCUAAACCGCUAUGGCCUGCGCAUGACUCUUGAUUUUCCCGUCUCUUCUCCGGCUCUUCAGUCUUCGCUAGUCAGUCGGCCGGUCCUCAGAUUUUCUGUCUCCUUUCUUCUUCACCGCCGCCUCUGCAAAUAACUUGCAGUGCCAGUGUAUACAAAUGCCUACACCAAAUAUGCUAAGCCUGAAGCCGGAAGGAGAAACCUAUCCAACACAGGAGAUACCGGCGAUGGCAAUUGAGGAAAGCGAUGUGGUUAUCAACGGCAAUGAACAGAUGCAGUUUAGUUCUUCUCCCAUCUCUGCCGGCGACCUCGAGGACAAAGAGUUUAUGAAGCUUAUCCGCGAUGCUGUUCGGACAGUACCCGUGAACGUCGUCAAAGACCUUUGGUCUAUAGGGGUGUGUGAUCGAUGCAUCUUUAGGGUGUUGGGCCUUCAUGAGCUAAUUUGUUCUCACCCUUCACUCUCAAAUUCAGAUUUAAGAAGUCUUUUAGAAGAAGUGAGAGUUGGAAGGGGUGAGGUUGAUACUCUUGGUGAACAAGAGACGUUAACUGUUCAUGCAUUAACUACUGAAACAAGUGUUUGCAAAGUAUGUUUAGGUGUUUUACAGUUUGAGUUUUGUGGUGGUAAUGGAACAUUUAUGAAGAAGGACAGCGCAUUUGACUUUGCCUCAGAAGUUGUUGAACUUGUUAAACAACAGCAUUAUCAACAAGUUGAUAGUUUUUCUCUCGAAGUCUCAUUGCCUCCGCUUGUAACUGAAAAUGAUCAAGCUAUUUUGUGUUAUAUCCAAAAGAAGUAUGAAUCUGACCCGUGGUUCCAACAAAAAGCUGAAUCCCAAUGCUUUUCUACUAAGGAUGUUUUGAAAUGGCUAGUAAUAAAACCUCUAGAAACAUUGUCGGGCCUAAAACACAUGGAAAGCACUUUCCGCAUUCGACUCUCUUACUCCGACUCAUCAAGAAAACAGAAUGUUGAAAGAAAUGUAUGCAAUAAAAGGAGAAAAUCGGAUUCUGCUGGCACAAGAACCACCUCACUGAAGUCACAAGAAAAUUACUUUGAUUAUGUAAAUAAUAUGAAAGAGAAGGUUAUUCAACCUUGUCAGUUGACAUUUGAAUGUUAUAGGAGUUCCAUUUAUAUUGGAGGGAGGUAUCUUAAGUAUUCAAGAAAUGUUAGCCAGACUCGGUGGGUGAUUGAUGAUGAAAGAGUGGGUGAAGCAUCUGUUGAGGAAAUUUUAGGUGGCAGCAUCCUUCCAUGUUUCCAGGGCGAUGGUUACAAGUUCCAUGCUGCUGGUAGAGAAGAUAUUGAUGUACGGAUGUUGGGUACAGGUCGUCCUUUUCUGAUUGAGAUACAAAACGCACGACAAGUUCCUUCCAAGGACAUUAUAAAAGAUAUGGAGAUAAAAAUAAACAGUAUGGAGAACCAACUUGUAAAGGUGAAGAAUCUUGAUGUUUUAGGUAACCAAGGGUGGGCAAUGAUGCGUGAAGGGGAAGCUGAGAAGCAGAAGCAAUAUUCUGCUUUGGUUUGGAUUUCUCGUGAUCUCAACAACGAGGAUCUGCAGACUAUAUCAUCAGCGAAGGACAUGAAAAUUAUCCAGAAAACACCAAUCAGGGUGCUUCACCGUCGAAGCCCAUUGGAGCGCGAAAGGAUAAUACAUUGGAUGAAAUUGGAGAAGAUACUAGGAAGUUCACAGUAUUUUCUUCUGCAUCUAUGCACUCAGGCUGGGACAUACAUUAAGGAAUUUGUUCAUGGAGAUCUUGGACGCACUCAGCCAAGUAUUGGUUCAAUGCUUGGAUGCAGAGCAGAGAUAUUGCAACUUGACGUCACAGAUGUGAAAAUGGACUGCUUCUAGGUGGAUUUUUGUCAUCUGUACAAAUUCUAAUGCCUAAAACGUCAUCCCAACCGUUUCAUCACAAGUGGCAUGAAGUUUAUAAUUUGGACAAGCAGGUUUUACAAAUGGAAUGUAUGAUUACAAAUCAUGUAUCAUUAGGCACUCUUCAGAAUGAUAUAGAAGGCUAGUAUCUGUUGCACACUAGUACUCAUCGAUUGAGUGUGCACCAGUUCAGAGAAAAAUAACUGUUUUGUAGUUAGGGCUUAUCAAUCAUGUUCUUUUGUUACAUUUGAUUCCUUAUCUGAAAUACUCCAUAAUACUCAGCAUGGACCGGGACCUCUAUUUCCGGUCCCCAACUGGUCCCAGUCCUGGGCUUUUUUUUUUGAUGUACUUUUAUGGAUCGUAUUUUAAGCAUUUAAAAGGACCUCAACCCUUGUGAAAUGUUUUCCAAUGGUUUUAUACUA
Molecule: messenger RNA, 2384 nt
Organism: Cuscuta epithymum
Lineage: Eukaryota; Viridiplantae; Streptophyta; Magnoliopsida; Solanales; Convolvulaceae
Source: the annotation of a GenBank genome assembly